This is a messenger RNA of Meyerozyma guilliermondii ATCC 6260, 1212 nucleotides long. RefSeq names its product cystathionine beta-lyase. Gene Ontology annotation, cellular component: cytoplasm. Gene Ontology annotation, biological process: transsulfuration; 'de novo' L-methionine biosynthetic process. Bases 1 to 1212 code for a protein of 403 amino acids. The transcript has a single exon. The record is from RefSeq and is a predicted model, not a curated record. Gene Ontology annotation, molecular function: pyridoxal phosphate binding. Lineage: Eukaryota; Fungi; Ascomycota; Pichiomycetes; Serinales; Debaryomycetaceae.
AUGUCACCCCGGAAAUACAACCUCGAGACAGAGCUUGUUCUCAGCAAAAGUACGGACCAGUACAAUGCGUCGGUGGCGCCGCUAUACCAAUCGGCCACUUUCAAGCAACCUUCGCUUUCGAAUAUGGGUGAAUACGACUAUACUCGAUCCGGCAACCCAACUAGAACCCAUUUACAGAACCAUAUAGCCAAGAUUAUGAGAGCAAACCAUGCGUUUGCGGUGACCAGCGGAAUGGGAUGCCUUGAUGUCAUUACCAGAUUAUUGAGUCCUGGCGACGAGGUCAUUGCAGGUGAUGAUUUGUAUGGAGGAACCCAUCGAUUGCUCACAUAUUUGAACAAUAAAGGUGACUUGAAAGUUCACCACUAUGACACGACAAACACAGAAUUGCUUGUAUCGAAAAUACACUCGGGUACCAAGAUGAUUUUUUUAGAAAGUCCAACCAAUCCUCUCAUCAAGGUGUGUGAUGUUCGCACCAUCACCAGAGAAGCACAUAAAAUCAACCCUGAUAUAGUGGUUGUUUUCGAUAAUACCAUGAUGUCGCCUGUGCUUAUGACUCCAUUGGAUUUCGGUGUUGAUAUCCAAUACGAAUCGGCUACCAAAUACCUUAAUGGACACCAUGAUAUCAUGGCGGGAGUUUUAGCCACCAGAAGCGCAGCUUUGGCGGAAAAGAUAUACUAUGUGAUCAAUUCCACCGGUUGUGGAUUGUCUCCAUUUGACUCGUGGCUCUUGUCCCGAGGCUUGAGAACAUUGGCCGUUAGAGUCGAACGUCAGCAACAGAACUGUGUAAGAAUCGCCGAGUUUUUGGCCAAUAUUGGGUUCAAGGUUCGUUACCCAGGUAUAAAAUCGCACCCUCAGUACGACUUGCACGCCAGUAUGUGCAAAGGAGCAGGUGCAGUGCUAAGUUUCGAGACUGGUAGCAUUAAAGUGUCAGAAAAGAUAGUGGAGAGCACCGAAAUUUUUGGGAUUGCCGUGUCCUUUGGUUGUGUCAAUUCGCUCAUAUCGAUGCCAUGUAAGAUGUCUCACGCAUCCAUCGAUGCCAAAACAAGAGAAGAGCGGGACUUUCCCGAAGACUUGAUCCGAUUGUGUAUCGGAAUCGAAAACUGUGAUGAUCUCAUCGAUGACCUUACCCGUGCAUUAUUGCGGAGUGGAGCGGUCAAGCUUAAUGAAAGAGACGAAUUGUUCAACGCCGUGAGCGUGCAGUCGAAGUUGUAG